Delphinapterus leucas (beluga whale) is the source of this 1584-nucleotide messenger RNA. It is a transcript of the gene RNF126, whose product is annotated as ring finger protein 126. Gene Ontology annotation, biological process: protein ubiquitination. Gene Ontology annotation, molecular function: ubiquitin protein ligase activity. Lineage: Eukaryota; Metazoa; Chordata; Mammalia; Artiodactyla; Monodontidae. The record is from RefSeq and is a predicted model, not a curated record. Gene Ontology annotation, cellular component: cytoplasm.
GCCUUGCGGGAGCGUGCGCGGGAGCGUCGGCCGGCGAGGGAGCAGCAAACGGCCGGCGGCGGGCGGCGAGUGCCGCGCGGGGGGCGGGCGGCGCGGAGGAGGCGGCGGUGGCCAUGGCCGAGGCGUCACCGCAGCCCGGACGGUACUUCUGUCACUGCUGCUCGGUCGAGAUCGUGCCGCGCCUGCCGGAUUACAUCUGCCCAAGAUGCGAGUCUGGCUUUAUCGAGGAGCUUCCAGAAGAGACCAGGAGUGCAGAGAAUGGCUCGGCCCCCUCCACAGCCCCCGCGGACCAGAGCCGGCAGCCGUUCGAGAACGUGGACCAGCCCCUGUUCACGCUGCCGCAGGGCUACGGGCACUUUGCUUUCGGCAUCUUUGAUGACAGCUUCGAGAUUCCCACCUUCCCCCCCGGGGCACAGGCCGACGACGGCAGGGACCCCGAGAGCCGGCGGGAGAGAGAGCAGCACUCCCGGCACCGGUACGGCGCCCGGCAGCCCCGCGCCCGCCUCACCGCGAGGCGGACCACCGGCCGGCACGAAGGCGUCCCCACGCUGGAAGGGAUCAUCCAGCAGCUGGUCAACGGCAUCAUCACCCCGGCCACCAUCCCCAACCUGGGCCUGGGCCCCUGGGGCGUCCUGCAUUCAAACCCAAUGGACUACGCCUGGGGGGCCAACGGCCUGGAUGCGAUCAUCACGCAGCUCCUCAAUCAGUUUGAAAACACGGGUCCCCCACCCGCAGACAAAGAGAAAAUCCAGGCCCUCCCCACCAUCCCCGUGACCGAGGAGCACGUAGGCUCCGGGCUGGAGUGCCCCGUGUGCAAGGACGACUACGGGUUGGGCGAGCGCGUGCGGCAGCUGCCCUGCAACCACCUCUUCCACGACGGCUGCAUCGUGCCCUGGCUGGAGCAGCACGACAGCUGCCCCGUCUGCCGAAAGAGCCUCACAGGACAGAACACGGCCACUGACCCCCCGGGCCUGGCGGGCGUGAGCUUCUCCUCCUCCUCGUCAUCCUCCUCCAGCUCGCCCGGUAACGAGAACCCGGCCAGCAGCUCCUGAGCGUCCCAGCUGACCCCCAGGGCGAGCACCAGGCUGCGGGCCGGGACCGCGGAUGCCGCGGACUCCCGCACCCCUCGCGCCCAUGGACUGCGGUGCCGCCAGGCCCCCCGCGGCACAGGCUUGGAGGACCCGCCCCUCCCGGCUGCGGAGGGAGCCCGGCCUCCCCAGGGCCGGGCCGGGCUAGGCACAUGCCGCCUGGGGCGUCUGACUCCCUUCCUGUUUGUCUCUGACCUCACCCUCUACGUGUUCGACGGCAGAAAGGUUUUUAUAAUUUUAAAUUAUUACUGCUUUGAAAUAAAUGGACGUUUGAGCUCACUCGCGGCCCUGCAUGAUCUGUGGAGAGACAGGGUGGAGUCGCUCGGCUGGGGUCCCAACCGCGUGGACAGGCCGUUGCACCCCACUCCAAGCUCGGGGGCCCGGGACCACCAGGAUGACCAGCAAAACAAGGACGAAACUGCUCUGACAGAUGUUUUUUAAAGGAGAAAAUAUGUGUAUCUUGAAAGCUAUUUAAAAAUACAUCUACUUAGAAAGA